This is a messenger RNA of Pelobates fuscus (common spadefoot toad), 1744 nucleotides long. RefSeq names its product MYCN proto-oncogene, bHLH transcription factor (gene MYCN). Gene Ontology annotation, molecular function: RNA polymerase II cis-regulatory region sequence-specific DNA binding; protein dimerization activity; DNA-binding transcription factor activity, RNA polymerase II-specific. The transcript has 3 exons. Bases 191 to 1573 code for a protein of 460 amino acids. The record is from RefSeq and is a predicted model, not a curated record. Gene Ontology annotation, biological process: regulation of transcription by RNA polymerase II. Lineage: Eukaryota; Metazoa; Chordata; Amphibia; Anura; Pelobatidae.
UGCAGGGAUACAGUGGCAGGGUGCAGGUCUGGUGCAUGCUGGAUAGUGCACUACAUUCACUGACUGGCUGUUACAUUAACCCUGUAGAUGCAGGGAUAGAGCAGUACGGAGCAUCGCAGUGACAGAGAGAGGUAGGAGUUGGCGUUCUCUUUGGAUAAUUGUAUUCUCCAAGUAAUUAUUAGUUGGGAAAAUGCCCGGCGUGGUGAGUAAGAACACAGAUCUGGAGUUUGACUCCUUGCAGCCUUGCUUCUACCCAGACGAGGAUGAUUUUUAUUUGUGUGGCCCGGAUUCUGCUCCCCCAGGAGAGGACAUAUGGAAGAAGUUUGAACUGCUGCCCACUCCUCCCCUUUCACCCAGCCGAGCAGGGUUGCAGAGUGACCCACUGUCUCCUGGGCAGUGGCCCUUGCUGGAUUAUGGCUUGCCUGCUGAUGGAGAUUCUUUGGACUGGGCUUCAGAGCUUCUGCUGUUGCCACCUGAGACUGAUCUGUUGGGGGGAGCUGGCUGGGGUUUACUACAGGGCACAGAGCUUGGCUUGUCUCCUUGCAACCUAAAGUCUAUCAUCAUUCAGGACUGUAUGUGGAGUGGAUUCUCCGCCAGAGAGAAGCUAGAGAGGGCAGUGAAUGAGAAGCUGGGAAAAAGUGCUGGUGCCACAGAACCUACCAACCUAAACCAGGCUGGCACCCCUGCCACCAGCAACAUAUCAGAACGAGGAGAUGAUUUGACCAACCCUGCCACACACUGUGUGAACCCAGCUGUGGUUUUUCCUUUUCCAGUCAUUAAGGGGGAGAAUGGUAGAGUUGUGCAGGCUGGAUCUUCGAGCAGUAUCGCCCCGUUAUCCCCGAGCAUAUCCACAACCGUGCCUGCUGUUGUGCCAGUAAGGAGCUGCCCUCAGUCCUGCAGGACCAGCUGUAGUUCUGGCUAUGACAGCCGCAGCGAUUCAGAUGAUGAUGAAGAGGAGGAGGAGGAGGAGGAGGAAGAUGAAGAUGAAGAUGAGGAGGAAGAAGAAGAAAUUGAUGUUGUAACAGUAGAGAAAAGGCGGACUUCCUCCAAUAAGUCGAUGACAUCACUCACGAUUACCGUACGAGCGAAGAACGCCAACCUUGCUACAGCAAAGACCACACAAGGGGAAGUGAUCCUCAAGAGAUGUGCCCCAGUUCAUCAACAACACAAUUACGCUGCUCCCUCACCAUACGUAGAACCCGAGGAGGUAGCCCCGCCUCAAAAGAAGCCGAAAAAUGAGGUGACUCGUACAGUGAAGAGCGUAAUACCACCAAAGUCUAAAAGCUCUAGUCCUCGCAACUAUGACUCAGAAGACAGCGAGCGAAGGCGGAACCACAAUAUCCUAGAACGCCAGCGCCGUAAUGACUUGAGGUCAAGCUUUCUAACACUAAGGGACCACGUACCAGAACUUGCUAAAAAUGACAAGGCAGCUAAAGUGGUCAUCUUGAAAAAAGCCACUGAAUAUGUUCAUUCACUUCAGGCUGAUGAGCAGAAAUUAUUGCAGGAAAAAGAAAACUUGCAAAUGCGACAGCAACAGUUACUCAAGAAAAUGGAAAAGGCUCGGACUUGCUAAGCUUUUCUAUUUUUUAUUCUCAUUUUUUUGUUUUGUUUUCUCCUGUAAACGAACUGUCACUGCCACUUUGCACAUUUUUUGAAUCUUUAAAACAAAAGGCGUUUCCAUGUUCCUGAAUGUUGGUUUUAUUUCAAUUCAACUCACUCCGCAGUGUGUGUAUAUAUAUUUUUU